AUGUCACCAAGAGCGACACCUGCCGUCGCGUGGCGUGCCGUAAGAACCACCUUCACAGUGAUAUUCUCACCCUGGUACCUAUCUCAUCGCUCCAUGGUCCAGUUACUGAACUCGGCAGACUCUGAUAACAACUCUGAAACGGGAACUCAGUUGUCUACAAGAGACACAAUGACAGGGUGGUGGAUAGAAAGAAAAAUAGCGGAACUAUCUUUCGUCGGAUUGACAUGCGCUCUCCUUGCAGGGGUGGUAGCUGCCGCUUUCUCUUGGCAGGACCUGAAAGACCUGUCAUGGCCAACAAAGGGACUGUGGUAUGGCAGUCUUAUCAUCGACCUCACGUCUAUCUGUCUAGCCACACAGCAAUCACUUACCUUGCAUCGGCUUUCUUGUUACACGAAUAAAUGUGAGCGAGUUCGUGAGAUGCUUAGCAAGUCAUCUUCUUACCAGGCACACCCAUCCGAAGCGGAAGUAACACAGCUCGAUACAAAUUAUUACCGAUUUGUCAUCUACCUGGUCACCAGCCGAUGUCAAGAAAUGGUUCACAGAUCAGAAUUGUCCAUCAUCUCUCUGGUGAGGAGAAAUGGUUACUAUAUCUGGGAUUAUCUGUCGGAGCUAGAGGGUGUCAAUCCUUUCGUCCCAAGGAUCUAUUAUUAG
Messenger RNA from Fusarium venenatum, 651 nucleotides. NCBI's taxonomy places the organism in Eukaryota, Fungi, Ascomycota, Sordariomycetes, Hypocreales, Nectriaceae. The record is from RefSeq and is a predicted model, not a curated record.